Messenger RNA from Podarcis lilfordi (Lilford's wall lizard), 7174 nucleotides. The record is from the annotation of a GenBank genome assembly. NCBI's taxonomy places the organism in Eukaryota, Metazoa, Chordata, Lepidosauria, Squamata, Lacertidae.
AUGGCGGCCACUCGGGAUCCCGUCCGGGAUCUCUGCGAGGAAGCCACUUGCCCCAUCUGCCUGGAGUAUUUCAGGGAUCCAGUGAUCAUUCAUGAAUGUGGGCACAACUUCUGCCGAUCCUGCCUGAUCCAGUGCUGGGAGAAAUCUGAGGGAGAGGCUUCCUGCCCUCAGUGCAGGGAAACAGUGGAGCAAAGCAGCAUCAGGCGAAACCAGCAGCUGGCAAAUGUUGUGGAAAUAGCCAAGAAAUUUAGUCAUCUGGGGGGGAGAGAGGAGGGAGAAGGAAAAGGAAGGGUCUGCGAGAAGCACCAGGAGCCCCUGAAGCUGUUCUGCAAGGAGGACCAAAGCCCCAUCUGUGUGGUGUGUGACAGAUCCAAGGAGCACAAAGGCCACGAGGUGGUUCCUCUGGAGGAGGCGUCCCAGGAGUACAAGGUAGGAAAAGGCAGUGGGUCUUUUCUUGGGGGGAUGGGGUGGGGGUGGAAUAGCUGCAGACAAGAGGGGCUUGCAAAAUAAAAAUUAAAUAUAAAAUGUUCCAAUAUAUUCAAUCCUCUUGCAGCCCAAAAGGAAUCCUCCAACAAGAGAUCUUGUGCAGCCUGAUAAGACUAAACUUCUGAAACUUUAUACAAUAAACAUUUUUCUUUUUGAGGGAUUAAAGUGCACCGCCUGAAUGCAGGCUGCACUAACUCCCCUGGAGGAAAAGAUUGCAACAUCGAGGAUUAAUUUAAUAAAAAGGAGGGGGGAGAUGUUGGAGGUGUGUUCAGUGUGGGGGACAAAUAGCAAAACCCCCAUGUUUCUCAGCUCUGAUAUAGGGCAGCCCCAUUUCUGCCUCAUCUGGGAUGAAAAAGGGGAACCUCUGCAAAAGACCCAGGGAUGUGGGGCAGGGAGCAAACAUAGGAUUCAGCUUGCCUGUCAGUGUGUAACGCAGCCCAACUUUGAUUUUGUUUUCUUUUCAGGAUCAGAUCAGCAGCUGCCUAGACAAUGUGAAGAAGGAGAGAGAGAAAAUUCUGAAAUUUAAAGCAGACACAGAAAAGGAAAGCCAAGACCUGCUUGUAAGCACCAUUGUUACUGCUUCAAGAUGAAAAAUGCUAUAGUCUAGAAUCAAUAUGGGGGGGGGGGCGCGGAAAUGAAUAUGGAAUACAGAAAGGGGUUUCUUUUUGAACAGCCUGAUCUCCUACAGAGCAUGAAAGGCCAUUUAAAGGAGGGGGUGGGCUUGUAAGUUUUUAUGAAGCUCUUUCUCUGCUGAAUAUGUCAGAAGUGGCCUUCCAAGGGAAUUCGGAUAACUGCCCUCUUCAUCCUGCAAGAGCAGACUAGAUGCCUGAUAUUGGCCCACUCUUCUCUUCUUUCAACCUCUUUGCUGCAGAAACAAACAGGUGCAGAGAGGGAAAAGAUGGUGGCUGAGUUCAGGCGAUUGCGCCAGUUUCUGGAAGAAGAGGAGAAACGUAUUCUGGCCCAGAUGGCAGAAGUAGAGAAGGAGAUUGCAGCCAAAAGGGAGGAGCACCUGGCCAGACUCUCCAGGGAACUCUCCUCUCUUGAAGGCCUCAUCCGGGAGAUGGAGGAGAAGCUUCAGGAACCAGCGAGUGAACUCCUGCAGGUCAGGCUUCAUCCUGAUGUGAGAGGGUGGAGUGUGAUGCUUCAAACCACAGGCAUUUUUUAGUCACAUAAAAAUGUUGCUGAAAAGUAAACCGUACAUGAAGGGUGAAAGGUGUCAGUCCUGGGGACGCAGAAGGGCCCCUGCUAGAUCAAACCACAGGCCCCUUCAUUCUAGCAUCAUGUUCUCUCAUUGGCCAACCAGAAGUCUCUGAGAAGCCUAAAAAACAGUAGUGCUCUCCAAACCUGUGAUCCCCAGCAGUUGCCACUCAGCUGCUUAGUAUUUAUAACUGACUGCAGAAAUGGCUCCACUGACAUCUUUCUUUCCUUCCAGGAUAUUGGAAGCUUCUUGCAGAGGUAAGUGAUGGAAAACCCCUGCCUUAUUCUGAUGCUAUGAAAGUUCCAGUUUAACAGGUGGGAAACUCAGUCUCCACUUCCUCCUUCCAGAGAUAGUUUAGAACUUCAUCGUCAAUUUCACAAAAUCACAGACAACAACAGCGACACAUUUUUGUGGUAGUUUGUGGUAUCAGGAACUGGAGUUCAAAGGCACCACUGCCUUUGACCUAGUCAUCGUGAAUAGUAGCCGCUGAGAGCCUUGUCCUCCAGACAACUUCAAACAUUCCUGAAUUCUGAGAAUCUUCCAUGUUUAGAAAAUAUUGCUUUAAUUUCCAAUAUUUUCUCCAUUUUUAAAUGUAGCCACUGUGCUAAAAUACAUUUCUAAUGUUAAUCGCAAAAACCAUUCUAAAUCAUUCUGCACUUCCUUAUAUUUCAGAAAUGUACAUACCAGAUCUAUUUUGUUCUACUCAUUAAGGCUUCACUAAAACUGGUGUAGUCCUAACAUCUCUGCGUAAGGACCCAGUAUUGUUCACUUUUUUCAAAAAAAUAGUUUGCAUAUAUCAGCUUCUUUACCUUCAAUCUCAUAUUCAUAUAUUUCCUUCAGUAUAUUUUAGUUUUCCUUCAACUCGUUAGGUGUUCUCUAGAUCCACACAUCAACCACAUUCUUUUUUUUUAUAAGAUAUUUAUUAAGAUUUUUAAAAUGUUACAAUAAUAAAGAAAUAAAAAUAAUAAAAAAGCAAAAUAACAAAAAUACAAAAAACAUACAACAUAAAAAUGAUUAAAAACACACAUAUUUUCAAUUACUUAUUUUCCCUUGCCUUCUUUCCCGGACCUCCUCAUACCUCCCCUUUUUGUAUUCCACUUCAAUCUGUAGGUUCAGCAAAUCCUUUUUAAAAAAAUUAAUUAUAUUAAAUUUUUGCCAAUUUAAAACCCUUUUUUCUCCUAUUCCCUUAAAGCAUUACAGCUGGAAACCACUUAUUUACUUAUCCAACAUCAUUCUAACAUUCAUUGAUUUUGCAAUAUUUCUGUAGGUAAUCUUUAAACUUCUUCCAAUCUUCUUCCGCCGACUCUUUUGCCUGGUCUCGGAUUCUGCCGGUCAUUUCUGCCAGUUCCAUAUAGUCCAUCAACUUCAUCUGCCAUUCUUCCAAAAAUCAACCACAUUCUUGCCAUAGGAAAACCCUGCUCCCAAGUCUUCAUUAUGGCUUUGUUGUCAGGAUGAGACACCUGCCUUGUCAGAAAGCUCCUUGUAUUGGAAGGAUGGUGGCUUGACUUUGUUCUCCUCCUCCCAGGUCUCAGGAGAAGGAGAACUUGGAGGAUCCUCCUGUGGCUUUUCCCCCUGAUGUGAAGUGGAAGAUUUGGGACUUCAGCGAUAUAAAUCCCUUCCUGGAGGGUCUCAUGAAUAAAUUCAGAGGUAGUAAAGAAGGGCUGAAAGUAUUGCUAGCUGGAUGUUUAGAAGUGUUCAUAACAAGCUCCAGGUCAUAGGGAAUAUUAGCCAAUCCAGGAAAAUAGAAGGUUUAUUUAUUCCAUUUCAAUAUCUAAAAGUCACACUUUCAUAUGUAGAUGACUCACAACUGAUUUUUCUUAUGCAAUUGAGAUGGGAUGGUAAACCCUUCUUGCUGGACUCCGGAAACUCUUGCAAGAUCUUGGGGGAGCCUGGCCAGCACACAAAUCGCUUUUAAGACCUCUACCAUGAUUACGGGGCUCUGAGAGGCUCCUGCGAGAUCUCAUGGGGCCGUCUUGGGAUCUCUGAUGGCAGGGGUGAUUCUGGGGGUUUUCCGACUUUGCACGAUUUGCUUUCAUGCAAAAUCCCCAAGAAUGUAACCCUCCCUUAAGUUGUGAGUUGUCUGUAAAAACUUGUCCUUGACCUCUUCACUUCUCUCAGCCAGGCUUUGGGUGCUUUCACGCAUCUCACCCUUUUCCCAAGUAGCCUCACCUACAGCUUUUCAGACGUCUCCUCUGUUUCUUUGGCCCUGAGAUUGAUGUAAGGUGGGCAGAAGGGGGAAGGAGGGGGGCUGUCCAGGAGCCGUCCAGGAGCAGAGGGGACUGGGGUUGAGGCCUCCCGUCCUGCAACAGGGGUGUCUGGACCUUGUUGUUGAUGGGGAGAUGUUCCGGCGGCCCUGCUCCUCCCCCCAAUAUUUGGGCAGGUCUGAACCUUGACAUCACCCCUGCCCUGGUUAUGCAGGGAAAGCCAGCAUGGAGAGUUUCAUUUUAAGGUAGGUUUCAGGUAGUUUCAGGUAGGUUUAACUGCCAACUCCCAUAAUCUCCAGCUGGCGUGGCCAGUGGUUGGGGCUACAAGCUCAUGAGCUCAUAUUGUUCUUUCCAGAUUUGUUUUCUGAAUGAAGGUGUGAUGCUAAAUCUCUGUUUCCUUUUCUUUCCCAGACACUGUGGAAUAUGGACUUCAGCUGCAAAAAGGUACAUUUCCGGGUCAAACAGAGGCACAAAUUCGGGAGAGAUGAGAUCUACUUCUCAAAAGACCAGGCCACUGCAGCUCUUCCAUCCAUUCCUUAUUUUCCCUUACACUGGUACCUCGGGUUACAGACGCUUCAGGUUACAGACUCCUCUAACCCAGAAAUAGUGCUUCUGGUUAAGAACUUUGCUUCAGGAUGAGAACAGAAAUCGUGCGGCGGCAGCGGGAGACCCUAUUCGCUAAAGUGGUACCUCAGGUUAAGAAUAGUUUCAGGUUAAGAACGGACCUCCAGAACAAAUUAAGUUCUUAACCCAAGGUACCACUGUAUUUCCCAGAGGCAUCUGUUCAGUGAGAGCAGCAUGCUGGGCUAGAUGGGCUCUUGGCCUGAUCCUGCAGACUCUUAGGAAGCCCCCAGCCCAGGAUGGCUGGCUUUUCUGUGCCGAAUCUCACUAAGACACAGGGGUGGUGUGAAGCCAAAGGCUCCCGGCACAUGAGGGGGAAAUAUCCCUUUGAGCCAUACAAGAUCCCCACCCCUUUUAGGAGAGUUUAUGUAAGAGUAAGGUGUAAGAGUGGGAAAUACAUGAACACAAAUAGCUCAGAAAAUGGAUGCCACUACUUUUGGGGGCUAGAAGGUGAAUGGGUUCUGGUGUCAGUGGAGGGAGCUGGGGGCUGCCUGAGUGUGAACUCCAGGGGUCCGGCUUCCCUGCAAGAUUGGGGGUCUUCCCUCAGCCUUUGUGGUGGAGGGGAGACAUGACUUCUCUGCUUAAACUAGAGAAACUUGAGUAAACUUAAAAGAGCAGGACAGAAUUACAGCACAUACCAGGGGAAAUGGCUCAAUAGGAAGACAGAAGUCCAGUCUGGCCUGAUCCUGGACACCACAAAAAGGGAAUCAUAAGAGCUGGGAAAGGUGCAUCAGGUGGCAGCAUAAAGGAAACUCUUACUUAUCUUCAAAAUUAUAUUCUAGGAUUCUUUUAGACAACAGCAGUGAAUAAAAUGCGUAAAGGCUAAUCAAGACAAUAAAAAACUAGAAAAACCAAUUACAUUUUUUUUAAAAAAAGACUAAUAGCAGCACUGGCAACAUCCCACAUCACGCUUAAUCUCCAAAGGCUGCUGUACAAAUGUGUGUCUUUAAAAAGAAAUCACUUGACUAACUUUCUGUAACAUGGGGAGCAGGUGAGAGGACUGCAGAGCAGAUCUUCUUCCUAAUGUCCACUAGCCUGACCAAGUUUAAAUGGGCUUCUCAUUCUGCUUCCAUUGCCCACCUUUUCCAUAAAUGUGAGGAACAGUGAAGAAAAAGAUGAAUCAUAUAGCCAAUCAGGCCUGGGGAACCAGGAUGGGGUCUUUGUGUUGAAGGUGACAGGUGGGAAUGGCACUUCCUAGGUUUUACUGGGUUUGGCUUUAACACACACACACACACACACACACACAGAGAGAGAGAGAGAGAGAGAGAGAGAGAGAGAGACAGACAGACAAUGUAAUAGACGUCAAUUCAAAAGAUAGAACUAUCCAUUUUCUGCAUCGCUCUUACCAAACCACAAGUGAUAAUCAAGUUUGUUUUUGGCUGACUUCUCAUAGUUUGCCUGGGGGAAACAGACCAUAGGCCCACACUACAGAACGUGGAACAGAGUCCCUCAGAAAGUGGUGGACUCUGCUUCCUUGGAGGUUUUUAAGCAGAGUUGGGUGGCCCCCUGUGGUAGAUGCUUUAAUUCAGAUUUCUGCAUUGCAGGGGGUUGGACUAGAUGACCCUUGGGGUCCCUUCCAACUCUACGAUUUCACAAUGUUCUUUCAAGAAUCCCAAGCAGGACAUUUCACACAAUGGGGUCGUGGUAGCCUAACCACUUUCUUGCUUUUUAUAAACUACCUGGAAGGAUGGGGUCUAACAUUACAUUAAACAUUAAACUGGUUAGAAAAAGAGCGAGAGCACUUGCUGCCAGUUUUACCUGGUAUGUCAAGCAUGGUCUGUGAUGUGAGGUAGAAGAUUAAGAUGUGAUUUAGGGAGUCCCUGCUUUGACUCCCUUCUGCCAUGAACUGUGGGCGGUGGGGGUGCCCUUAGACAAGCCACUGUCUCUCAGCCUUAGUUUUCCCAUCUGAAAAAUGGGCAUAGUAAGAUUGAUCAACUUACAGGGUCAUUGCAAGGGUUCUAUGUAGAUAAUAUGUGAACCCUUGAAAGAACUGCGGAUGUUUCAAGAAUCCUUAUUAAGAACUUGAUGAACAUCCCUAUCUCGAAUGCAGAGCCAUGGAGUCCCUGUUCAUUUCAGAGAGGAUGCUCUUUCUGUCAUGUGCCUAAAGGAAAGUCAGCUUCCCCGUUGACGUCGUUUCUCUUCUCUUUCCUCAUCUGCCCCCACAGAAAAUGUAACUUUGGAUCCAGACACAGCAAAUCCCUACCUCAUCCUGUCUGAGGAUCGAAAGAGAGUGAGACGGGGAGACGUCUAUCAAGACCUGCCAGACAACCCUGAGAGAUUUGACACAUACUUCUAUGUGUUGGGAUUUGAGGGUUUCACAUCAGGCAGACAUUUCUGGGAGGUCACUGUGGGAAGGGAGGAGAGAUGGGGGGUGGGGGUUGCUAGAAAGUCUGUGAAGAGGAAGGGUGGUUCCUCUUUUGGUCCUACGGACGGGAUCUGGGGUUUCGGGAAGUGGGACGGAGGGUACGUCCCCCGUAAGGCCCCUGUUCCAAAUGAGGAGCCCAAGAGGAUCCGAGUGGCCCUGAACUGUGAAGGGGGACGGGUGUCCUUUUACGAUGCCGAUACAGCAGUCCUCCUCUACACAUUCCCAGCAGCCUCCUUCUCAGGAGAGACCCUCCAGCCCUUGUUUUACGUGAGGAAGAACGAGAACCUGAGACUCUCUUGA